Messenger RNA from Gekko japonicus, 435 nucleotides. RefSeq names its product GTP-binding protein Rit2-like. Gene Ontology annotation, molecular function: GDP binding; GTP binding; calmodulin binding. Gene Ontology annotation, cellular component: plasma membrane. The transcript is spliced from 4 exons. NCBI's taxonomy places the organism in Eukaryota, Metazoa, Chordata, Lepidosauria, Squamata, Gekkonidae. Gene Ontology annotation, biological process: positive regulation of neuron projection development; Ras protein signal transduction. The annotation marks the transcript as partial. The record is from RefSeq and is a predicted model, not a curated record.
AUGUCAAAGCUCAAGGCAGGCAGUGCUGACGGCCAGGUGGAGAGUGCCGCCGCCACACCUGAGAGCGCCGAGAAGCCGAUGCCAUUAAUGACUCGUGAUUAUGUCUUCCCAGCCAUGACGAUGCAGUUCAUAAGCCACCGGUUCCCUGAUUACCACGAUCCCACCAUCGAGGAUGCUUAUAAAACACAAGUCCGAAUAGAUGACGAACCUGCUUACUUGGACAUUUUGGACACCGCUGGACAAGCAGAAUUCACGGCCAUGAGAGACCAAUAUAUGAGAGGAGGAGAGGGCUUUAUUAUCUGCUAUUCCAUCACAGACCGCCAGUCCUUUCAAGAGGCAGCGGAAUUCAAGGAGCUCAUUUAUCGCGUCCGGCGUACCUAUGACAUCCCCUUGGUGUUGGUGGGCAACAAAAUUGAUCUCAAAGAGUUUCGGCAG